GCAGGUCGCCCCGCCGCCGCCGUCCCCGGGCCGCGGAGCGCGGUGGAGGAGCCCGCGGAGCCGGGGCCCCGCGGCCCGCGCCCUCCAGACAUGGUGGGCCACCUGCAUCUGCAGGGCAUGGAGGAGGGCCUCAAGGAGAAGAGCCAGGAGGGCUUGCUGGACAGCCCCGACUCCGGGCUGCCCCCCAGCCCCGGCCCCAGCCCGCCCUUCUAUUCCCUGGCGCCCGGCAGCCUCGACGCCCGCGCUGGGGGCGCCUCUGCGGAGCAGCCCUGGCCCGGCGAGGCUAGAGCGCCCCCUGCCCUCCGGAACCCCCCUGUGCCCGAGAUGAGGCCGCGGAUGCUGCCGGUGUUCUUUGGGGAGAGCAUCGAGGUGAACCCAGAACCUACCCAUGAAAUCCGCUGCAAUGCCCAGGUCAAGUACGCCUCGGAGAAGCACUUCCGAGACGACGUCUUCUGCGCCCCUGUGCCCACUGUCACAGCCUACAGCGAGACCAUCAUGGCCGCACCCAACUGCACAUGGCGGAGCUACCGCAGCCAGCUGACCCUGGAGCCGCGCCCGCGGGCCCUGCGCUUCCAGAGCACCACCAUCAUCUUCCCCAAGCAUGCUCAGAGCUCCUUCCGGACCACCCUGCACUGCAGCCUGGGCCGGCCCCGCCGCUGGUUCGCCUCCAGCGUGCAGCUGGCGCCGUGCGAAGACCCCAGGCCCUGCCUCCUGGGCACCAAGGUGCUCUAACGGCUGGGGCUGGCCCCUGAGCCGUGGACAGGGCAGGAGCCCGAGGGAAGGGCCGCAGAGCAGCCAGGGACACGGUCACCCCUGCCGCCUGCACCAGCCCAUGCCUUGGGCUGCCACCUUUCAGGGUGGGGGACUAAUGCAUGUAUUUCAUUAGCAUUUUCAAGCGGCAAGGCAGUGUGGGGGCUGACUCUGUGGAGACAGGACACGGAUGGGCAUGGGGAGCCAGUGACUACCCCGACAGCUCUGGGCCUAGACCUGAGGAUGAGGGACAGGAGGCAGGUGGCUGCUGCAGGCCUUCGAGACCCCUGCCACCCGGACCCCCAGGGCUCCUGGAGAGGAUGUCUCCUGAACGGGCUCUUCCAGGGCAUGCAGCAUGAUGUGGAGGCCCAGAGCCCUGAGGUGUGCGGCCCGACCGGGUGCUGGGCCCAAGCAGCUAACCUGAUGUGGCUGCUGGAGCUGGGGCUCGAGUUGGUCCUGAGUUGUAGCUGUCCCAGUGGGCCAGGCCUCCAGUGUAGACACUUGCGGGUAGAGUCCAUCACACUGAGGCCAUGAGCUCAGCAUCCAGGGCCUCGGCUGCACGCACCUGCAGGACCUGGGACUGAUGAAUGUCAAAGCCUCUGUGUCAGGCACCAUGGGGAGGGCCUGGGUGCUCAGAAACAUCAGCUACCCCCCCCCCCCAGGCUGAACCUGGACAUGAGGGGGGCUGAGCUCUGCUGUCAGAUUCAGGGGGAGGGGGUCUCCUGCCACUAGACUUGAUGGAUCCCACGAGGACAGGGAAGGGCCUGAAUCUGUCACCUCUGCAAUGCUACAGACUCCCCUGAAAUAUGUGGGGUAAAAGGAGGGUGGGCAAGACAGGGUCCUGGCCCUCCCAGCGCUCCUCCAGGCUGAAGGCUUACCUGGACUCCACCUCCCUCCACAGGGGCCUGGAGGGAGGGCUCGGAGCUUGCGUCCAGUAGAGGCAAAACAACUGGUAUAUUUUUGUAUAUCUGUGCAGAUAGUGUAUUUUGUCUCCAUGGUGAUGCUUUCUGAUUAACAGAUAACUUAAGAAAUCAAUCAUCAUAAUAAAAUGGACUGACCCAGCCAGGCUCCUCUCUCGUUUCCGUGGUGCUCAGACACGGCUGGGGUGGAGGGAGGGGCAUGCUGGCUUUACCACAUGGCUGCCAGGGAGAUUCCGGUAGUGCCUCAGUCUGCUCAAAUGGGGGAUGCGGAGGCUUGGCGCCCAGGCCCUUCCAUACCAGCCUCAGUGCACCAGCUCCACAUAGAGGAAGAAGUUAACAAAUGCAGAGGCCCAGGC
Messenger RNA from Choloepus didactylus (southern two-toed sloth), 2026 nucleotides. It is a transcript of the gene RFLNA, whose product is annotated as refilin A. The record is from RefSeq and is a predicted model, not a curated record. Gene Ontology annotation, biological process: negative regulation of chondrocyte development; negative regulation of bone mineralization involved in bone maturation; skeletal system morphogenesis. NCBI's taxonomy places the organism in Eukaryota, Metazoa, Chordata, Mammalia, Pilosa, Megalonychidae. The transcript is spliced from 3 exons. The coding region runs from base 91 to 732 and encodes 213 amino acids. Gene Ontology annotation, cellular component: actin filament bundle. Gene Ontology annotation, molecular function: filamin binding.